UCUAGAUACCCUGACCAGGCGCGCAGAGGGGCGGGACGGCGCGGGGGCGGCCGCCGGGAGUGAACCACCUUCAGGUCGCUCCCGGGACCGCGCGGAGGAAGUUCUAGCACCUCGGCUCACGGAGCGUCCACACGUCCAGGCGGGGCCUGGACGCCGGAGACCGCGGCGGAGCUCCCGGGGCCACGGAGCCCGGGCGGGCGGACGACGCGGUCAGCGUCUCUCUGCCGCCCUGCUGCUCGGCGCCGGCCGCGGCACCUUGCUGGUGCUCAUUCUUCACCAGAAGUGCCGGCGUCCCCUCACCCCUUGCCCAGCUCGGCCCGGUCAACGUCAGCCGCGGAAAGCUGCUGGUGUCGCUUUUCGGGAUCACCUUCGUGUUCUUCCUGAGGAACUGCUGGGUCUGGGAGACAGAGGGCCGGGGCGCGUUUAGCUGCAGUGUUUUGGAGAGGAGAGAAAGCAGAAGCUUUAGAACCGUGAAAUUGAAGGAGAAAAGUGACAGACUCGUGCAAAUUGAGAAGAGUUCCAGUUACACAGGCUUGUCAUGCAGUUGACAUUUACUGUUAAGACGAAAUGCAGAAAUGAAAACUACACAUCCACUUUUUUGGUCUCAAAUUUGAUUACAUAUACUGUGUUAUGUCUUUAUGCUACUGACCUAUAAGAAAGAAAUUAAGAGGAUAAUAGUAAAACAGCUACUCUCUGCAACCUUGACAUUUCAUGGAUUAAAUGAACACUAUGAGAAGAUAUUUUUUUAUGGCAUAUUCACAUCUCAUUCUUCCUACAGUCAUACACAUUUCUCCCAUCAAAACCUUUGUCAUCAGACACCACUCCUCCCAGAAUGGCAAAUAAUCUACCCACAGAGUUUGAUGUGAUUGUAUUAGGAACAGGUUUGCCUGAAUCCAUCCUUGCAGCAGCAUGUUCAAGAAAUGGUCAGAGGGUUUUGCAUAUUGAUUCGAAAGGUUAUUAUGGAGGAAACUGGGCUAGUUUCAACUUUCCAGAAUUGCUAUCCUGGUUGAGGGAGAAUCAGCAAAACAGGGAUAAUGAAGAAGAAAAUAAUGUGUGGCAGGACCUGAUCCAUGAAACAGAAGACACCAUUGCUCUUCGCAAGAAGGACAAAACAAUUCUACACACAGAAGUUUUUUGUUAUGUCAAUCAGAAUAUGGAUGACAAUGUUGAAGAGAUUACUGCUUUACAAAGAAAUCCUUCACCUGAGCCAUCUAGCAUCCAUACUAAACCUUUGGAUUCUGCAUCCUUAUCUGAAGAAACACAGUCAGAAAACAUGGGCUAUGAGUUAUGUACAGGAGAAAAUAUGGAAAACACUGGAGAAACUUGCCCAGAAGUAACUCAUGUUGAGGAAACCCUGGCAAAAGAAAUGUAUUGUGGAGAUAACACUUGUAUACAUACAUUUUCAAAUGAAGCUAAAGAUGAAAACGAAUCUACUGACAAACCAAAGAAGAAUCUAAUUAAAUACUCUCAAAUAAUUAAGGAAGGUAGGAGGUUUAAUAUUGACUUGGUAUCAAAGCUGCUGUAUUCUCAAGGGUUGCUGAUUGAUCUUUUAAUAAGAUCAAAAGUUAGUCAUUAUGCAGAAUUUAAAAAUGUAACUAGAAUUCUUGGAUUUCAUGAAGGAAGUAGAGCAGAUGUUUUUAAUAACAAGAAACUCACUAUGAUUGAAAAGAGAAUGCUAAUGAAAUUUCUUACAUUUUGUUUAGACUAUGAACAACAUCCUGAUGAAUACCAAGCUUUCAUUCAAUGUUCAUUUUCAGAUUACUUAAAAACUAAGAAAUUAACCCCUAAUCUUCAACAUUUUAUACUACACUCAAUUGCUAUGACACCAGAGGCAUCUUGCUCUACAGUAGAUGGUCUCAAAGCAACAAAAAUCUUCCUUCAGUGUCUUGGACGAUUUGGCAACACUCCCUUUUUGUUUCCCUUGUAUGGCCAAGGAGAAAUUUCCCAGUGUUUCUGCAGGAUGAGUGCAGUUUUUGGUGGAAUCUAUUGUCUUCGCCGUAAAGCACAAUGCCUUGUGGUUGACAAAGAAUCUGGAAGAUGUAAAGCAAUUAUAGAUCAGUUUGGUCAAAGAAUAAGUGCAAAAUAUUUUGUUGUGGAGGAUAGUUAUUUUUCUGAGGAAACAUGCUCAAAUAUACAGUAUAAGCAGAUUUCCAGAGCUGUGCUCAUUACUGAUCAGUCUAUUCUGAAGACCGAUUCAGAUCAGCAGAUUUCCAUUUUGGUAGUACCACCAGUGGAACAAACAUCUUGUGCUGUUCGGGUCACUGAAUUAUGUUCUUCAACCAUGACAUGCAUGAAAGGUACCUAUUUGGUACAUUUGACUUGCUCAUCUUCUAAAACAGCAAAAGAAGACUUAGAAUCAGUGGUAAAAAAAUUAUUUACCCCAUAUUCGGAAACAGAGAUAGGUCAGGAAGAACUUACAAAGCCUAGAGUCUUGUGGGCACUUUAUUUUAAUAUGAGAGAUUCUACUGGAAUAAUCAGAGAUGUGCUAGCAGUAAUAACUAAUGCAAAGGCCAUUAUGAUAAAAUAGCGUAUAAUCAUUAAAAUGUUAUCUUCACAGCUUAUAAUCAUUAAAAUGUUAUCUUCACAUGA
Molecule: messenger RNA, 2589 nt
Organism: Sorex araneus (European shrew)
Lineage: Eukaryota; Metazoa; Chordata; Mammalia; Eulipotyphla; Soricidae
Gene: CHML
Product: CHM like Rab escort protein
Biological process (GO): small GTPase-mediated signal transduction; vesicle-mediated transport; intracellular protein transport
Cellular component (GO): cytosol; Rab-protein geranylgeranyltransferase complex; nucleus
Molecular function (GO): GDP-dissociation inhibitor activity
Source: RefSeq, a predicted model, not a curated record